CUUUACUAAUAUCACAGGACUAUGUUUUACUAGAGUCAAGCCUGGUGUCAUAUUAUAUAAGACCAUGCCGAGAGGAGUCGAAUUUAAUAUAGAGAAUCCUCUUUGUCCUUUAAUAAUUUUUAUCUUCAGUUCUCAGUGACGUUCUGAAGCAAAAACAGCUAUAAAUUUCACUGAAGUGCUUGAAACCUACCAUUCAGGCUUCCAAUAAUAGAGUGAGAAGAUGAAGAUAUUGAAGUUCAGGCUUCUACAAAUAAUUCUAGUUCUGAUUUCCUGCUACUGGUAUGUGGUAGCAGAAGCAGAAGAGAAGAACCAGAAACUCAGAAAGACUUAUGUAAUUCAUGUGGACAAGUCUAACAUGCCAGCAAGUUUCGAUGAUCAUUUUCAAUGGUACUCUUCAUCUUUACAAUCAGUAUCAGAUUCUGCAGCCAUGCUCUACACCUACGACAAUGUAAUUCAUGGCUUCUCCACAAGGCUAACUGCCGAAGAAGCUGAGUCGCUUGAAAACCAACCUGGAAUCAUCGCAGUCCUGCCUGAAGUCAGAUAUGAACUACACACAACUCGAACACCAGAAUUCCUUGGAUUGGGAAAGAGUGAAGCUCUCUUUCCUGCAUCUGAAGCCCAGAGUGAGGUCAUUAUUGGAAUCUUAGACACUGGAGUAUGGCCAGAGCUGAAAAGCUUCGACGACACAGGGCUUGGAACAGUCCCAAGUGGCUGGAAAGGAGAGUGCGAGGUGGGCAAGAAUUUUAACUCAUCAAGCUGUAAUCGGAAACUAAUUGGUGCAAGGUAUUUCUCAAAAGGGUAUGAAGCAACAUUCGGGCCCAUUGAUGAAACCGUGGAAUCAAAAUCACCCAGAGAUGACGAUGGUCAUGGAACUCACACAUCAACUACAGCUGCUGGCUCAGCAGUCUCCGGAGCCAGUCUACUCAGUUUUGCUCCUGGUACAGCACGUGGUAUGGCUACAAAAGCGCGGGUUGCUAUAUACAAGGUAUGUUGGCUUGGUGGGUGUUUUAGUACCGAUAUCAUAGCAGGCAUGGAUAAAGCUGUGGCAGACGGAGUAAAUGUUUUAUCCAUGUCUAUUGGGGGAGGAGUGUCAGAGUACUAUAGAGAUACUGUUGCAGUGGGAGCUUUCACCGCUAUGGCACAGGGAAUUGUUGUAUCUUGUUCAGCCGGAAAUAGUGGACCAUAUGCGGGCGGCUUGUCCAACGUUGCACCUUGGAUAACCACUGUAGGCGCUGGAACUUUGGACCGUGAUUUUCCGGCCUAUGUUACCCUUGGAAGUGGAAAGAAUUUCUCUGGUGUAUCUCUGUAUAGUGGAAAACCACUCCCCAGUUCCUUGGUGCCACUAAUUUCCGCUGCCAAUGCAAGUAAUUCAUCAAGCGGCAAUCUUUGCUUGGCUGGAAGUUUGAUUCCUGCAAAAGUCGCGGGGAAAAUUGUGAUAUGCGAUCGUGGGGGCAAUGCUAGGGUGCAAAAGGGUGUGGUGGUGAAAGAUGCAGGUGCUGUUGGGAUGAUUUUAACAAACACUGAAUUUUAUGGGGAAGAGCUAGUAGCGGACGCACAGCUUUUGCCUUCAGCAACGGUAGGCCAAAAUGCUGGUGAUGUAAUUAAGAAAUAUGUCGCUUCAGAUCCCAAGGCAAUGGCCACGAUCACUUCUGGAGGCACAAAGUUGGGUGUCAAACCAUCACCAGUUGUGGCAGCGUUCAGCUCCAGAGGUCCAAAUCCAGUCACUCCAGAAUUACUCAAACCAGACUUUAUAGCACCGGGAGUCAAUAUCCUGGCUGGUUGGACUGGUGCCGUUGGUCCAACUGGGCUACAAAAUGACAAAAGGCGUGUGAGCUUCAACAUCGUUUCAGGCACAUCGAUGUCAUGUCCCCAUGUAAGUGGGUUAGCCGCACUCCUUAAGGCUGCCCACCCAGAAUGGAGUCCUGCAGCCAUUAAGUCUGCCCUCAUGACCACAGCCUACUCAACAUACGGAAAUGGAGGAAACAUUUUAGAUAUUGCCACUGGACAACCCUCGACACCAUUUGAUUACGGUGCUGGACACGUGGAUCCUGUGGCAGCUCUCGAUCCUGGCCUUGUCUAUGAUGCCAACGUUGAGGACUACCUAGGCUUCCUCUGUGCCUUAAACUAUAGCAGAGCUCAGAUUAAGCAAGCUACAAACAAAGACUUCACUUGCGUUUCCAGCAAAAUUUACAGCCUGAGGGACUUUAACUACCCAUCUUUCUCUGUUCCUUUGCAAACUGCAUCAGGGAAAGGAGGUGGCGCUGGCGCAACCAGCACUCUGAAAUACUCUAGGACUCUAACAAAUGUGGGCACUCCUGCAACGUACAAGGUAUCAGUAUCUCCACAGAUUCCAUCAGUGAAGAUUUUGGUUGAGCCAGAAUCACUUAAUUUCAGCCAACAAAACGAGAAAAAGAGCUACACAGUGACAAUUACUGCGAAUUCUAUGCCAUCUGGUACAAACAGCUUUGCUAGUCUCCGGUGGUCGGAUGGGAAACAUGUUGUUAGUAGUCCAAUAGCAAUCAGCUGGACAUAGUCAACCGCUUUGAGAAACUGGCCAAUAACUAAAUCAUGCGCUAAGAAGUCCCUCCAAGCACAACGAAGCCUCACUCUUAUGUAUUAACAGUAUAUGAGCAUUAGCCUCGCACCAUCUAUUAUGUUUCAGCAACUAAGCAGGCAGUUGAGUUUGUAAUUGCUCUCCACAGAGGUCAGGGGAUUAAGAUAAGGAGGAAGGCAAUUGUACAUAAAAACCAUGUAAACGACUGUUGUUGAACUCCAAUGUAUUUCAAUUAUAUAUCAUCUUUC
Messenger RNA from Pistacia vera, 2802 nucleotides. Its product is annotated as subtilisin-like protease SBT1.7. The transcript has a single exon. Bases 221 to 2533 code for a protein of 770 amino acids. Gene Ontology annotation, biological process: proteolysis. NCBI's taxonomy places the organism in Eukaryota, Viridiplantae, Streptophyta, Magnoliopsida, Sapindales, Anacardiaceae. Gene Ontology annotation, molecular function: serine-type endopeptidase activity. The record is from RefSeq and is a predicted model, not a curated record.